ACCCACAAGAAGGCAAACCACCAAGUGGCGCGGCUGUCCCUUAGUUCUCAGAUUUCCUGCUCAGUCCUCGGGCCACUGCCUGGGUCUACAGGCCCAGCGGAUUGGAAGCCCCCCUCCCUCCGGCUCUGAAGGAGGCUGGGCCAGCCAGGGGGUUAUUUUGGGAGCAGCUUCUGAGAUCCAAUGGCCUUGUUAGGGCAACACUGACCUUUCUAUCCUGGGAGGAAGGCAGGGCUGGAGAAGGGGCGGGGCAGCCGGGAGAUCUGAGCCGCACGCCCACUCCGGUGGAUGAGAAGGGGGCCAGCGGCUGCUUCAGGGUGGGCAGCGGGAAUUCAGCCUUGGCUAGGCUGCUAAUGCGGGACUUGCCCCGCGUUGAAAAGACAGGACUCGGCUACUCCUUUCUCUGCUCUUCUUAAGGAGGGCACACCGGAUUCCAUGGAAGCUGGACCUGGGACGCUUUGUGGGAACUUGAAGUCUCUUCUGUCCACUUCCUUUGCGAGUUGCAACCUUGCUGGGAUGACUAAGGGGGCCUCCCAACCAUGGCAUUGACCAGCACCCCCACUGCUGACUUGGCCUUUGGUCUCUUUCAGCCUCUGUGGGCAUCUUGCUUGUUCCCCUCUUCUGGAACCCGGUGGUGAGUCUCGGGGCUCAGCCUGAGGGUGCCUGGAGACCAUCAGGUACCCCAACGGCCCAAGCUGGAGGACCGGGCCGGUGUCAGGAGUGAGGAUGAGAUGAGCGGGGGCCGCUUUGACUUUGACGAUGGUGGAGCGUACUGUGGGGGCUGGGAGGGGGGAAAGGCACAUGGGCACGGACUGUGCACUGGCCCCAAGGGCCAGGGCGAAUACUCGGGUUCCUGGAAUUUUGGCUUUGAAGUGGCGGGCGUCUACACCUGGCCCAGUGGGAAUACCUUUGAGGGAUACUGGAGCCAGGGCAAACGACAUGGGCUUGGCAUAGAGACCAAGGGGCGCUGGCUCUACAAAGGGGAGUGGACGCAUGGCUUCAAGGGGCGCUACGGAAUCCGGCAGAGCUCAAGCAGUGGUGCCAAGUACGAGGGCACUUGGAACAAUGGCCUACAGGACGGCUAUGGCACAGAGACCUACGCAGAUGGAGGGACCUACCAAGGCCAGUUCACCAAUGGCAUGCGGCAUGGCUACGGUGUGCGCCAAAGUGUGCCCUAUGGGAUGGCGGUGGUGGUGCGCUCUCCGCUGCGCACGUCGCUGUCUUCGCUGCGCAGCGAGCACAGCAAUGGCACGGUAGCUCCGGACUCGCCGGCCGCGGACGGGCCAGUGCUGCCCUCGCCCCCGGUACCGCGCGGUGGCUUUGCGCUCAGCCUGCUAGCCACCGCCGAGGGUGCGCGUCCCGCGGGGCUGUUCACACGUGGCGCGCUACUGGGUCGGCUGCGACGCUCAGAGUCGCGCACGUCGUUGGGCAGCCAGCGCAGUCGCUUGAGCUUCCUUAAGAGUGAGCUGAGCUCAGGCGCCAGCGACGCCGCGUCCACCGGCAGCCUGGCCGAGGGCACCGAGGGUCCCGACGACGCGGCCGCGCCCUUUGACGCUGACAUCGACGCCACCACCACUGAGACCUACAUGGGCGAGUGGAAGAACGACAAGCGCUCAGGCUUUGGCGUGAGCGAGCGCUCCAGCGGCUUGCGCUACGAGGGCGAGUGGCUGGACAACCUGCGCCACGGCUAUGGCCGCACCACACUGCCCGACGGCCACCGAGAAGAGGGCAAGUACCGCCACAACGUGCUGGUCAAGGGCACCAAGCGCCGCGUGCUGCCGCUCAAGAGCAACAAGGUACGCCAGAAGGUGGAGCAUGGCGUCGAGGGCGCACAGCGUGCAGCUGCCAUCGCUCGCCAGAAGGCUGAGAUCGCGGCUUCUAGGACAAGUCACGCCAAAGCCAAGGCUGAGGCCUCAGAACAGGCUGCCCUGGCUGCCAACCAGGAAUCCAACAUUGCCCGCACAUUGGCCAAGGAGCUGGCCCCAGACUUCUACCAGCCAGGCCCAGAGUAUCAAAAGCGUCGGUUGCUCCAGGAGAUCCUGGAGAACUCGCAGAGCCUGCUGGAGCCCCCAGAGCGGGGUGCGGGCGCCGGCCUCCCGGAGCGGCCCCGGGAGAGCCCGCAGCUGCACGAGCACGAGACCCCGCAGCCCGAGGGCGGACCUCCGUCUCCGGCCGGGACGCCCCCACAACCCAAGAGGCCCCGACCCGGGGCGUCCAAGGACGGCCUGCUGAGUCCGGGCGCCUGGAACGGCGAGCCCGGUGGAGAGGGCAGUCGGCCCGUAACGCCAUCCGAUGGCGCGGGCCGUCGCAGUCCUGCACGUCCAGCCUCGGAGCACAUGGCUAUUGAGGCGCUGCAGCCGCCGCCCGCGCCGUCGCGGGAACCGGAGGUGGCGAUGUACCGCGGCUACCACAGCUAUGCCGUGCGCACCGGGCCUCCCGAGCCCCCGCCCUUGGAGGACGAACCCGAGCCGGAGCCCGAAGUUUCCGGAUCCAACUCAGCGCCCCCGUCCCCUGCCUCCGCCACCGCCCCGGAGGAGCAGCCCCCUGCACGGCGAAGUCCGGUGCCCGCCACAACCGCCACUCUGGAACCCAAGCCCAUUGUCCCUAGAGCCGAGCCCAAGGCCAAGGCGCGCAAGACAGAGGCCCGAGGGCUGAGCAAGGUCAAGAAGAAGGGUCGUAAGGAAGUGGCGCUGGCUGCCGAGGCCGAGGUGGAGGUAGAGGAGGUACCCAACACUGUCCUUAUCUGUAUGGUGAUCCUGCUGAAUAUUGGUCUGGCUAUCCUAUUUGUUCACCUCCUGACUUGACGCUCAUCUACCAGAGCCAGGAGUUCCACUGAGGAUGCCAGGAUCUGUCUUUCUACAGUGCCAAGCAGGUGUCCCAGGAGGACUGGACUGUGGACCUGAAGCCUUGCUCCACCCACUCCAUGGAUGGUUAAAGAGGGCCACCCAUGAGCCCAUCCUGGGUGCUGGGAUGCCCGAGGAAGAGAAUGUCUAGGUACCCUCCAGGGCAAAGGAUGCCCCGAGAGAAGAGCCCGGGUGGUCCCGAGCCCCUUGUCCUGUUCCUACAUCUAUCCUCCGCCCUGCCUCGCCUUGCCCUGCCACCCUUCCCUGGACUUUUGUGUGCUUUGAGAGAUGUCACCUAAGCAAGAUAUUAAUACAAAUCUCUUCCUCCUAUGCCACCAUCAACCUAGUUCUCGGGUUGAUGACUUGAGGCCACCCAGGAAGAUGGCGGGUGCAGAAGUCGCUUGGGUAGUGAAGGUGUGAAGGACCUGUGGUAGGGCAGCCCUCCCCAGUCCAUGCUGCGCCAGGGUUUACAGAGCUCUGGAGGGCAGUGUAGGAAAUGGAGAAGCCCCGCUGAAUAUACCAGCAUGCAAUGCUCUACACCAUCCCAUAAGUCCAGUUGGCAUCCCCUAGGACCAGUAGCAGGGGACACCCGAGCAUCCGAGCCUUUGGCUGGGAGUCACCUACAGGGGUCUGCGGGUGGGGUGGGAAGAGGGCAAGGCAUGUUGGUGAUGGUCCCUGAUGUUGAGUGUCUGAGUCUGUGUCUGGAGUUCCUUUGGGGGGGUCACUGAUGGGCCCCGGGUCAUUGUGUAGGAGUCCUAGGCCUGAGAGCUACAGCUAACCGUGAUGUACUAUGAAUCGGCUUAUCCGCUGUGGGAUCAGAGGAGCCUGGUGUGGAAGCCCGUGGAAGUCAAGGGCUACAUCCCUGGUGCAUAUUCUCUGGCAGAGAGAAGCCGGAGACAGGCAUUAUCCAGGAAGACAGGAGUCAGUCUGGACUCCAGCUGGGGGCGGCCUAUGCGGUAACGCACUGUGCUUGGCAGAAGGUUUUCUUGCAUGCACCUCACUUGAAGACGUUUGCACCACACUGUGUGUUUGGGUCCUUGGGCUGCCUGGGUGCAGCAUGGCAGCUCAGGACCUGUGGUUCCCUAUUUCCAAAAGGAUGGGGGGAAAUUGUUUCCAGGUCCCUCACGUUUAGGGAAGAGGAGGCCACGGCAUCCAAGCUGAGUUGGAGGAAGCUGCUGAUACUCUCUGACUUCAUUUCUUCGAACCCCUCAGACUUGGGCACGGAAACCAGGCCUCCUCCUAGAGCAGCCUCGAAUAUGGAUAUUGGGGUUCAGCUUCCUUUUCUUCUCAGUCCCUGGGCAUCUUCUCCUUGAGUGUCACGCUGGCUAUUCCCAGCACUGCUGGGGCUUGGUGACUUGGUUGGAAUUGCUUUUCUACAGAGAGGAACCUGCAGAUGUUCCUGUACCAGCCACUGUGGGCAGGACUUGGCCUCUGGUUGGGUUUUCCUGGACUCUAGGGAAUGGGGGUAGGUGGGUGGAGGUUACUCAGGCGGUGACAGGCCCCAGGCCUUGACUCUGAGGUCGUUGCUCUACUCUGGGUCCGGUUCAACCCUGGGGACAAGCUUGUGACUGUCGGAGCUACCAGGGUUGUUUUUAGGAGGUAUGCGAUGAAGGGUUAGGGUUCAGGAUGCCAAGUCUGUUCCCCAAAUAAAUCUGCAUCUUCUCACAGA
Messenger RNA from Myodes glareolus (Bank vole), 4509 nucleotides. NCBI's taxonomy places the organism in Eukaryota, Metazoa, Chordata, Mammalia, Rodentia, Cricetidae. The record is from RefSeq and is a predicted model, not a curated record.